This is a messenger RNA of Botrytis cinerea B05.10, 862 nucleotides long. RefSeq lists its product as hypothetical. The record is from RefSeq and is a predicted model, not a curated record. The transcript has 3 exons. Bases 110 to 265 code for a protein of 51 amino acids. NCBI's taxonomy places the organism in Eukaryota, Fungi, Ascomycota, Leotiomycetes, Helotiales, Sclerotiniaceae.
UAAGCUUCCUUUCAUCAGUAGUCUUAAGUGGUACACGAUUAGGGGGAAUAGGAUACUGCAUCCUCCCAUCCAUAGCUUCCAUGAUUGACAGGCAUUUUGCAAUACCGCCAUGAUUGACUGUCUUUCUUUGAUCGCUCCAGUCCCUGCCUUGACUAGAUCUUUUGACCCAAAAGCUGAAAAAUUGGCCAUUUUCAUUGACACCUUGAACAUUGAUUCCAAGACGAUGAGCACCUUCGAGUUCAGCAUCGAUGACUUCUUGUUGUAGGUACAAAAACUGAUGUCGACUACCAACAUCGUUGAUUUCCCAUACAAUUAGAAAUCCGAUUCGCACCGAUUACUGAAUCAGCACAAAAGAUGUCCUCAGGGCACAUAUUUCGAUACUUAACGAAUUCAUGAACGUGCGGCUUUUCAGUAUCUGCACGCGACGAGAGAACACAUAAAGCUGUUGUAGCGAGGUUUUCUCGAUCAGUACCAUCAACUGCGCCAGCAAUAUAGCGGCAGAACUUCUUGGACCCGUUGUACUUUCUAUAUCGGGGAUUGAAAUGCUUCCUAGCUCGACCUUUCAAGCCACUUGAACUCGUUCCCACCCCAACGUAGAUGGCCAUUGGCUUUGCUACUUUCUUGGGAGAAGGAUCAAUGGCUUUAGCAACCAUCAAGUAACAACCGCCAAGUGUAGUUCCGCAACUAAGCCCUUCCUUGAGGAUAUCAUCAACUACCCAAUAGUUUGCACUAAGGAUCUCCUGCACUUGAGCAGGAACCCACUUAGUAAUGAUCUUGGUCAAGACCUUAAGGUCUUUGACACCAGUGAGAAAUAUGCGAACUAUGGCACUCAUCCAGGGGACACGCUAUUUCGCAAUAGCCA